GAGCCCCGUUCUUAUCUAUACUCCUUCUCAAUAUCACAGAAUAUUAUCAGAGAAUGGCACCGAGAACUUCAACUUUCCGGCUCCGGUGGAUGAUCACGACGGUGGCGUUGACUCUACUUCUACUACUGAUCAUCCGCCCAUGCAAUGGCAACUUCUUCAAGCCGUUUAAUGUGAGCUACGACCACAGGGCUAUCAUCAUCGACGGCCAGCGCCGCAUGCUCAUCUCCGCCGGACUUCACUACCCGCGCGCCACUCCCGAGAUGUGGCCUAAUUUGAUCGCAAAAAGCAAGGAAGGUGGGGCUGAUGUCAUUGAAACAUAUGUAUUUUGGAAUGGACAUGAACCAGCCAAAGGGGAGUAUAACUUUGAAGGAAGAUAUGAUAUUGUCAAGUUUGUGAAGCAAGUUGGAUCUGCUGGACUCUAUCUAUUUCUCCGAAUUGGUCCUUAUGCAUGUGCUGAGUGGAACUUUGGGGGCUUCCCAGUAUGGCUGCGUGAUGUACCUGGAAUAGAAUUUCGAACAGAUAAUGCACCCUUCAAGGAGGAGAUGGAGCGGUUUGUUAAAAUGAUUGUGGAUCUUAUGCAAUCAGAAUCACUCUUCUCGUGGCAAGGUGGACCAAUCAUACUGUUGCAGAUUGAAAAUGAAUAUGGAAACAUAGAAAGCGAAUAUGGCUCUGGAGGAAAGGCAUACAUGGCAUGGGCAGCUCAAAUGGCAUUUGGGCUUGGUGCUGGUGUUCCAUGGAUUAUGUGCAAGCAAACUGAUGCUCCUGAAUACAUUAUAGAUGCAUGCAAUGGAUACUACUGUGAUGCUUUCUCGCCAAAUUCUGACAAGAAACCUAAAAUUUGGACAGAGAAUUGGGAUGGAUGGUAUACAUCUUGGGGGGGAAGAGUCCCACAUAGACCUGCUGAGGAUCUUGCAUUUGCAGUAGCUCGGUUUUUCCAACGAGGAGGAAGCUUAAGUAAUUACUAUAUGUAUUAUGGUGGGACAAACUUUGGCAGGACAUCAGGGGGCCCCAAUCAAAUUACUAGUUAUGAUUAUGAUGCUUUGAUUGAUGAAUAUGGACUUCUAAGGCAGCCUAAGUGGGGCCACUUGAAAGAUUUACAUGCUGCUAUCAAGCUCUGUGAGCCUGCUCUUGUUUCUGUUGAAUCCCCCCAGUAUAUUAGUUUGGGACCUUUGCAGGAGGCACAUGUGUACAGUGGAAACUCUCUCAGUAAUGGCCAAAAUUUAUCCUUGCAUAAAAGCACGUGUUCAGCAUUUCUUGCAAAUAUUGAUGAACGUCAUACAGCAAAUGUGAAAUUUAAUGGUCAAGUUUAUACUUUACCAGCAUGGUCAGUAAGUAUACUGCCAGACUGCCAGAACGUAGCUUUCAACACUGCCAAGGUUGGAGCGCAGACAUCCAUUAAAACAAUUGGACAAGAUGCUGCUUUUUCACAAGAGAUGAUUCAAAGGAAAGUUAUGGCACAGUCCUGGAUGACUGUGCCGGAACCAAUUGGUGUGUGGGGAAAGACUUUCACUUACCAAGGCAUUUUGGAGCAUUUAAAUGUCACAAAAGAUCUUUCUGAUUAUUUGUGGUAUACGACCAGACAGUUCGCAUCUGAUGAGGACAUCUCAUUUUGGGAGAAGAGCAACACUACUCCAGCGCUUACAAUUGAUAGCAUGCGUGAUUUUAUGUGCACCUUUAUUAAUGGCCAGCUUGCAGGUUGUACUAAAGGAGAUUGGGAAAAGGUGGUUCAGCCUCUUAAGUUCGUGCAAGGGUACAAUGAUAUUGUGCUAUUAUCUCAAACUGUGGGCUUACAGAACUAUGGUGCUUUCUUAGAGAAAGAUGGGGCAGGUUUUAAGGGUCAAGUGAAGCUAACUGGGUGGAGAAAUGGGGAUAUUGACAUCACGAACUCAUCAUGGACAUACCAGGUUGGUCUUAAGGGAGAGUUCUCGGAAGCAUAUGCUGGCAAGGAUAAUAAACAUUUCAGAUGGAAGGAGUUUCCCCAUGAUUCAACUCCAAACAUAUUUUCCUGGUAUAAGACUUAUUUUGAUGCUCCUGUUGGGACAGAUCCAGUUGCCAUUGAUCUAAGUGGCAUGGGAAAAGGUCAGGUUUGGGUUAACGGUCAGCAUAUUGGGAGAUACUGGAGCUUAAAAGCCCCAGAAGAUGGAUGUAACACUUGUGAUUAUCGUGGAGCAUAUGAUUCUGAUAAAUGCGUGACGAACUGUGGGCAACUUACUCAAUCUUGGUACCACAUUCCGAGGUCAUGGCUUCAGCCAUCAAAUAACUUACUUGUCAUCUUUGAGGAAACCGAUAAAGCGCCUCUUCGUAUUUCAAUUGAACCUCGUUUCACUUCAACAAUUUGUUCUGAAGUGCCACAGGACCAUUAUCCUCUAAAUGCGUGGUCUGGUGGGCAAUUUUCCGGCCCAAGUGUUGCACCAGAAUUGCAUUUGCAAUGUGAUGAUGGGCAUACGAUUUCCUCCAUAGAAUUUGCAAGCUAUGGAACUCCACAAGGCUACUGUCAGAAGUUCUCUCAAGGCAAUUGCCAUGCUGAAAGUUCCUCCUCCGUGAUUUCUAAGGCUUGUUUGGGAAAGAAUAGCUGCUCUAUACAGGUAUCUGAUGCCAUCUUUGGAGAUCCAUGUCGAAAAGUGAUCAAGACUUUGGCUGUCCAGGCAAAAUGUUCUCCCCCCGUUGACAAUGUUUUUUCAUAUUUAAGUUCAAAUUCAAAGACUGAAAUGUGAUACUUUUUCCAUGCAUGGAAAAAAAUAAAAGGUUUUUAAAAUGCUGACAAAAUGCAUUUAAGGUUAGAAACGCA
Ipomoea triloba (trilobed morning glory) is the source of this 2788-nucleotide messenger RNA. RefSeq names its product beta-galactosidase 9-like. The transcript is spliced from 19 exons. Gene Ontology annotation, cellular component: cell wall; vacuole. Bases 54 to 2714 code for a protein of 886 amino acids. Gene Ontology annotation, biological process: carbohydrate metabolic process. Gene Ontology annotation, molecular function: beta-galactosidase activity; carbohydrate binding. The record is from RefSeq and is a predicted model, not a curated record. NCBI's taxonomy places the organism in Eukaryota, Viridiplantae, Streptophyta, Magnoliopsida, Solanales, Convolvulaceae.